Molecule: messenger RNA, 1644 nt
Organism: Pseudocercospora fijiensis CIRAD86
Lineage: Eukaryota; Fungi; Ascomycota; Dothideomycetes; Mycosphaerellales; Mycosphaerellaceae
Exons: 3
Coding region: 1-1644 (547 amino acids)
Molecular function (GO): acid phosphatase activity
Source: RefSeq, a predicted model, not a curated record
AUGUACAAGAGCUAUUUGUACGCCGCGGCGGCGGCAGUCGUUGGGCGGCCAGCGAAUGCUCAGUCGCCCAGCUCGACCAGCAGCGAUGUUCCGGAUUACUACGUUACCGAGCCGGAGCUGCUUCCUGGUCCGACUCCGACUGGCGCUGCUGCUUUCCUCGCCAUGACCAAUCCGGCUCCAUUUGCAGGCGUGCCAUACAUCCCGAACUCUCCUCUCGAGACGCAGGUGCCUAUCAUGGGAAACACGGACAAUGGCAACAUCUUCCAGAUGCAUGGGCAGCUCAGCCAUUACUUCCCUAACCCGCUUGGUUUCGGCGUAGACGAGUACUCUUUGCCCAAGAAUGCAUCGAUUGUGCAGCUGAACAUGUUGUCUCGACAUGGCGCUCGAUACCCGACCACAGGUGCUGGAGCGACGGUCCUUGUCACCAAGAUCCUCAACUAUACUACUGGUGUACUUGGCAACGUCAAUUUCACGGGACCCCUGGCCUUCUUGAACUCCUACACGAACAAGCUGGGCGCGGAAAUCCUGACGCCUGUUGGAAAGCAAGAACUGUUCGACUCUGGAACUCUCCACCAGAUUAUGUAUGGUCACCUCUACCCCAACAACGGCUCCAAGAUCGUUGCUCGAUCGACUACUCAGGACCGCAUGCUGAAGAGUGCCGAGUACUUCCUUGCCGGUUUCUUCGGACUUGACUGGACUCAGAACGCAACCCUCGUUCUAGCACGGGAGAACUCUACCGGUAUCUUCAACAACACUCUUGCAGGAUACCAAAACUGCAACAACUCCAACACAUAUGUCAACCAGGGCGGCAACAACGCCACAAAGGAGUGGGCCGCCAUCUACUUGAAAAAUGCUACAGCACGACUGAACUCGUACGGACCUGAAUUCAACUGGUCCGUUACAGACACCUACAACGCUCAAUCGCUUUGUGCCUACGAAACCGUUGCUCUCGGCUACUCUGCAUUCUGUGGCCUGUUCACGUAUGAAGAGUGGGAGGGUUACGAGUACUCGGUCGACAUCAACUUUGCUGGCAACAACAUGUUCCAAAGUCCCACUGGUCGAGCUGUUGGAAUCGGAUAUGUCGUCGAGAUCCUAGCUCGACUGCAGCAUCACCUCAUUACACAGCCCACUGCUCAGAUCAACGUCACACUCGACAACAACACCGCGACCUUCCCUCUCAACCAAACCUUGAACUUCGACUUCAGCCACGACACAAACAUUGCCGGUAUCCUCACUGCUUUCGGCCUUACCCAAUUCGCCCCUCUCCUGCCCGCCGACAAGCUGCAAAGAAAUCGAUCCCUGAUUGUAUCUCACAUGGAGCCUUUUGCUGCCCGAUUGGACAUGGAGAUUAUCGAGACUCCACAACCACUUAGCGGCAACCGCAAGCACGGCAACAAGUAUGAAAAGGGUGGCGCGACGAGAUACAUCCACUUCAUUCUGAACCAGCGAACAAUCCCUCUUGGCAAGAGCUUCCACCAAUGCGGCGACCGAGAUGAUGGCUGGUGCGAGCUUACGACUUUCUUCGAGGUGCAGUCGACGAAGCUUCAAGAGGCGGAGUAUGAUUACAGCUGUAAUGGCGAAUACGCCGCCGUGCCGUAUGGUACCAUCACCAAUGGUGUGCCCCUUGCUAGCAAGUCCUCAUAA